CUCUCCCAAGGUCACACAGCGAAAGUGACUUUCACUGCAGGCGCGUCUGCCUCCUGGCAGCCUAGAUGGGUCUGGAACAAUCUCGAGCUUCCCUCCCUCAUCCCCGCACCCUCUCCCCCCAGAACACCGAGGGGCUGGCCCUGGGGUCCUCUGCUAGAAGGUGCCCCCUGCGACUCCCCAAGUUUACAAGUGCUGUGUUUUGCCCUGACGCGCUCGCUGCUGCUGACGUGCCUGGUGCCGGCGGGGCUGCUCGGCCUGCGCUACUACUACAGCCGGAAGGUGGUCCUCGCCUACCUGGACUGUGCCUUGCACACGGACAUGGCUGACAUCGAGCAGUACUACAUGAAGCCCCCUGGCUCCUGCUUCUGGGUGGCCGUGCUGGAUGGCAACGUGGUGGGCAUCGUGGCGGCGCGGGCCCACGAGGCAGACAACACGGUGGAGCUGCUGCGCAUGUCCGUGGACUCGCGUUUCCGUGGCAAGGGCAUCGCCAAGGCGCUGGGCCGCAAGGUGCUGGAGUUCGCUCUGGUGCACAACUACUCGGCGGUGGUGCUGGGCACGACGGCCGUCAAGGUGGCCGCACACAAGCUGUACGAGUCGCUGGGCUUCAGACACGUGGGCUCGAGUGACCACUACGUGCUGCCCGGCAUGACCCUGUCACUGGCCGAGCGCCUCUUCUUCCAGGUCCGCUACCACCGCUACCGCCUGCAG
Molecule: messenger RNA, 708 nt
Organism: Suricata suricatta (meerkat)
Lineage: Eukaryota; Metazoa; Chordata; Mammalia; Carnivora; Herpestidae
Gene: ASPNAT
Product: N-acetyltransferase 8 like
Exons: 3
Cellular component (GO): mitochondrial membrane
Molecular function (GO): L-aspartate N-acetyltransferase activity
Source: RefSeq, a predicted model, not a curated record